GUGGGCUGAUUUGUAGUUUGAACACGUGGCUCAUUCAAAAAAGCCGGAAUAGCAGAAGAUUUUUUUUUUCACCCCCUUCUUCUUCUUCUCCUCAUUCUAGGCUCUAGAUUUAGAGGCGGGCACCAGCCUUACCGUGUGUGACAUUCUCUGUCUCUUUACCAAGGGGUUUGGAGGAAGACACAACAUAGUUUCUCCUCCUUUUCACCCAGCCCGCCAUCGUUUGGAGACACGAGAUUAAUAAUUGAGCAUUUAUUUAUUGCGCGAUAGAGACAGAGGGGCGAGGGAGAGCAAACGCACAGUGAGGCUGCCAGUUUAAAUCUAUCUGUGGCUCGAACGACCGGGAGGCACGCCACAGCCACUCCGUAAUAGUAAAGGCGAUUUAGGCUACUCCAAACCCUGCACACCCGUGAGAGCAACUAACUAUCUCUCCCUCAGCGUAAAGAUUGUCCCUUUUCUGCACAGAACAUGAAUAAGCUAUACAUUGGCAACGUGAGCGCUGAGGCGAGCGAGGAGGACUUCGAAACUAUCUUUGAGCAGUGGAAGAUUCCGCACAGUGGUCCGUUUCUUGUCAAAACUGGCUAUGCGUUUGUGGAUUGCCCGGACGAGAAAGCUGCAAUGAAGGCCAUCGAUGUUCUUUCAGGUAAAGUUGAACUUCAUGGGAAAGUUCUCGAAGUGGAGCACUCGGUCCCUAAACGUCAAAGGAGCUGUAAGCUGCAGAUCAGGAACAUCCCCCCUCACAUGCAGUGGGAGGUUUUGGAUGGUAUGCUUGCUCAGUAUGGUGCAGUAGAGAGCUGUGAACAAGUAAACACUGACACAGAGACUGCAGUAGUCAACGUUCGAUAUGCAGCCAAGGACCAGGCCAGGCUUACUGAGGAAAUCCCACUGAAGAUACUUGCACACAACAACUUUGUAGGAAGAUUAAUUGGGAAGGAAGGACGCAACCUGAAGAAAAUCGAGCAAGAUACGGGGACCAAGAUCACAAUCUCACCUCUCCAGGACUUGACUCUGUACAACCCAGAGCGGACCAUCACAGUGAAGGGCUCUAUCGAGGCCUGCGCAAGAGCCGAGGAGGAGGUGAUGAAGAAGGUCAGGGAAUCGUAUGACAGUGACAUGGCUGCCAUGAACCUCCAGUCCAACCUGAUUCCAGGAUUGAAUCUGAACGCUUUGGGUUUGUUCCCCAGUGGAGCACCAGGCAUGGGUCCCUCCAUGUCCAGUGGACCACCUCCUGGAGCCCACGGUGGAUGCUCAUCAUUUGGAGGACACCCAGAGUCGGAAACUGUUCACCUGUUCAUCCCUGCGCUUGCGGUGGGAGCCAUCAUUGGAAAACAGGGUCAACACAUCAAACAGCUGUCACACUUUGCUGGAGCUUCAAUUAAGAUUGCCCCUGCAGAAGGAAUGGAUGCCAAACAGAGGAUGGUCAUCAUCAUUGGACCGCCAGAGGCUCAGUUUAAGGCUCAGUGUCGCAUAUUUGGCAAGCUUAAGGAAGAGAAUUUCUUUGGACCGAAGGAAGAGGUGAAGCUGGAGGCUCACAUCAAGGUCCCUUCCUUUGCCGCUGGACGAGUCAUUGGGAAAGGUGGAAAAACGGUAAAUGAGCUGCAGAACCUGACCUGUGCAGAGGUGGUGGUGCCCCGGGACCAGACGCCUGAUGAGAAUGACCAGGUUAUAGUAAAGAUCAGCGGACACUUCUUUGCAUGCCAGCUUGCCCAGAGAAAGAUCCAGGAGAUCCUGGCUCAGGUGAGGAGGCAGCAGCAGCCUAAGCCCACAUCUGGAGCCCAACCUCCACAGCCCCGCAGGAAGUAAAAGCUCCAGCGGACCUGGAGGAAUGGUGACUGAAUCUGCCAGAAGACUCGACCGAUGCAACGGAGUCCAGGGGGAGAAGACAAGGGGUCGUAAUGCUCAUCUCAGGGCGUCGAAGGUUAUCAGAACCCAAACCUCCACCCCUCGUCUGUCUUGAUUAAAAUUGUGGCUAAUAAGGGACCCUACGCCUCUAAACCUCCACCCACCUCACCUCUGCAUCUCUGUGAGAAUGUACUUCUGGGGGCUCCCAACAAUGUCACCUGCCCUCACAUGUACGCACCCUUCGACUGCUCUCCUUCUCCCACCCCCCCUCCCCCCCCGGGUGUGUUUUUUAUUUGUUUUUUUGUCCUUUUUACACUAGAAACACAAACAAAUAAGGAUCCCCCUCCUAUCACCUACUUGGUGUGGUACUUCAAACCUGACUAGAUGUUUUGGUUGACUUCAGAUUUUUUGUUUUUGUUUUUUGUGUUUAAUUGGUUGGUAAAGCUUCCACAUGAGUUUUCUGUGGAAGUGAAAAGGCAUUGCUAUCAGGUCCUGGUUGGACCAACAGGUUUAUUUUGGGGGAGGGUUGGCUCAGAUUGGGUGGGUCAUGUUUAGGGAAAGAUUCUUGUUUCAGGACAGGAACCCUGAAAGGGUGGAUUAUAUUGGGCAUCCUGCCCCUGUAAUGAUAGUGGCAUUUUAUAAAUUUAGAUGCAUUUUAUAGAUAGACCUAUAUACAUGAUGAGUAUAUAUAUAUAUAUAUAUAUAUUUAGAGGUUAGGGCAGCGCCACGACUGACACUUAGGGAAACAGUGCCGAACUGCUGCUGCCCAGGAAAACCAAUUUAAUAUGCAUUUUACUUAACUACCUCAGGAUCUAGUACCUCAGAAGAGAAAAGAAAAUGAUUAUAUAUAUAUGAAAAAAAUGUUCCUUUUCUUUUUUAUUUUGCUUUUGUGGUAUUUUGUAUACUUUAUAAAGCUGAUAGUCUUUGAACAUUUUUAUUUUUUUAAGAAAAUUUAAAAUUUGGUCAGCUGCCAACUGACCUUGCCUUCAACUCUGGUGCUUUAGGUGGCAUUGUUCAUGUGUAUGUGUGACUUAAGAUGACCCUGUACAUAAAGUCUAUUUGUACAUAGCAUCCCUGGAGCAAGAGUUGGCGCCCUCUCAGCUGGCGGCUGACAGGAGUGUCGAGAAAAUCUCCUCAGUUUUUCCCCUGAGGGUCCACCAUUUUCUGAAAAAAAAGUACAAAACAACUAAGACAUGCAAAUAAUGCCAACCGUACAUCAUUGCAGCAAUGCCAUUUAGUUUUGGAAUUGACAUUAUUGGUGACUUCAAUUUGUCCAAAAAAAAUUGUGGUCAGUGUGGACUAAUGGUCCUCUCUCUUGCUGCCCUACUGUCAGCAGAGCGUCAUAUUUUAUUUUUUAUUUUUUUGUCUGUUCUGUUCCCAGGCCAUUUGCCACCUUUUUGACUAUGGCGUCUUAGCAAGGUCCAAGCCCAACUAGUUUAUUUUCAUAGAGCAAGCUUUGUCAGUUCGGAGUGGCCCUUGUAGCGAGGCCAUCAAGUCAAUGUUAACGUCGUUCGCUGCAUGGUGAGGGUAGGGGGGAGUAACACUGAAACGCUUUUUUUCUUUUUUCUUUUUUUUCUUUUUUGGACGCUAUAGGAAAAUGAUUUAAACAAUUAAUUCUCUCUAACCCACAAAUGUAACUUGAUGUUUCAAAUUGUUCAAACAGAAAAGGCACACAAAAUCCUCAAUGAACCCUGACUUGGGGGUAAAAAGAGGAAAGGAAUCCAGAACUUAAAUAUACAAUUUAUUUCAUUUGUCUCUUCAUGCCGAAUGUAAAUGUUGAUUGUGGUAAAAGUGCUUGAGUGUAUCCAUGCUUCCACAGUAGAACGCCGUCUACCUCAGCUGAGGGGGUGGGGGGUUGUUGUGGCACGAGGCACCCAACCCUGCCCCCACUGAGCGCCAGUGCGCACUGAUACCUCAGUCCCCCGAACUCUUCUUUCUACAUGGGCGCGCCAUCCUGACAUCGCGCUUAACUGAGGGGCACGAGUGAUACUUAAAAAUAUCCCCGACACCUCCCCGAUCCCCUGCUUCCUUCCUGCCAAACCACCCUCCCCAUCCCUUUCCCCUCCUCCGCAGUUUGUUUUGAUCUACCUCUUUAGACACGUAUUUGAAGUAGAGGCAUUCUUCUACGUAUUUGUUAGAAUUUAGCCCCCCAUCCCCUCCUUUUUGCUUCCCCUGAUAUGAAAUGAAAACUUAAAACUAAAAUCAUGUACUCUUUAGAAUUGAGAGAAUAAUGAAAGUGAUCAAAAUAUUUUCUUUUGCCAGUGUUCAUAUCUUUUUGGCUUAAUUGAAAUCCUCAAACGAUUAUUUCUUUCUGCUUUCUAUUUUUGGUGGUGUGGCUUACAUGUAUUUGAACUUUUGCUUGGCUUUUUUGUGAAAAAGGUCAAAUCACGUGUUUGAUUUUUGCAUUCAAUAGUUAAUACAAAAAAAUAACGGUUUAUAAAAAAAGGCCUGCCUUUUUUGUUUCUGAUUUGUAAGACUUCAAAAUAGA
This is a messenger RNA of Perca fluviatilis (European perch), 4327 nucleotides long. It is a transcript of the gene igf2bp3, whose product is annotated as insulin-like growth factor 2 mRNA binding protein 3. Lineage: Eukaryota; Metazoa; Chordata; Actinopteri; Perciformes; Percidae. Gene Ontology annotation, molecular function: mRNA 3'-UTR binding. The record is from RefSeq and is a predicted model, not a curated record. The transcript is spliced from 13 exons. Bases 466 to 1800 code for a protein of 444 amino acids. Gene Ontology annotation, biological process: regulation of gene expression; nervous system development. Gene Ontology annotation, cellular component: cytosol; nucleus; cytoplasm.